Messenger RNA from Mobula hypostoma (lesser devil ray), 1740 nucleotides. RefSeq lists its product as uncharacterized. The transcript has 2 exons. The coding region runs from base 742 to 1740 and encodes 332 amino acids. NCBI's taxonomy places the organism in Eukaryota, Metazoa, Chordata, Chondrichthyes, Myliobatiformes, Myliobatidae. The record is from RefSeq and is a predicted model, not a curated record.
GGAAGGUUUUUUACUCAGAGAGUGGUUAGUGCGUGGAAUGCACUGCCUGAGUCCGUGGUGGAGGCAGAUACACUACUGAAGUUUAAGAGACUACUAGACAGGUAUAUGGAGGAAUUUAGGGUGGGAGCUUAUAUGGGAGGCAGGGUUUGAGGGUAAGCGCAACAUUGCGGGCCGAAGGGCCUGUACUGUGCUGUACUAUUGUAUGUUCUAUGUUCUAUUAACCCUUCUUUCAAACCACCUGUCCUCCCUGUGCAAAAUGUGCACAUUAUUAUCAAAGUCAUUGAUCUGGCCUUACAUCAUUGCCUCUCUCUGUUUAGAAACCAUCCCAUCUUUAUCCAGACUCCCUAAGAUCCACAAGCAAAGAGUCCUCCUCAGGCCAGUUGUGAGCAGCAUUAACUCAGUUACCUACAACAUUGCAAAAUACCUUUACACAAAUCUCACCCGUUUGGUCGGCAACACCACAAACCACAUCCAAAAUACCAAAGACUUUGUUGAGAACGUUCGGCAUCUGAAGCUGAAUACAGAAGAGACUAUGUUGUCAAAUAAUAUUAAGUCUUUAUUUACAUCUGAGCCCACUUCAGAAGCUAUCAAGACAGUAAGGAACGGCUACGUCAGGAUAGUACCCUGAAGAAUAGAACCACACUCAACUCAAAUUAGGUAUGUACUCUACUCAACCUUCAUCUCAACACUACCUUUUUCAAAUACUGAGAUGUCUUUUGCGGGCAGAAUUAUGAUUGAGUGAUGGGUUCAACAGUGCCUCCUAUUGUAGCCAACUUAUACAUGAAAGAAGUAGAAAAGACAGCCUUGAAUAUCUUCCAUGGAACAUCACCCAGUCAAUGGUUCAGGUAUGUGGGUGACACCUGGGACAAGAUCAAAAUCCAUGAGGUGCAAGCUGUCACAAAGUACAUCAACUCAGUGGAUAAUAACAUUAAAUUUACCCUAGAAGAUGUUGAGAACAAUAGACUGGACUUUUUAGAUUGUGCUAUACUUAUCAAAAAAAAAAAUGGACAGCUCGAUAUCAAAGUUUACAGGAAACUAACCCACACAGAUCAGUGUCUAUGGUUUGACUCUCAUCACCCAUUAGAACUUAAUUUGGGGGUUAUCAGAACACUACAUCACCAUGUUGAGAAUGUGCACGUCAACAUUACAGCUAAAGACAAGGAGCUCAAGUACUUGAAAGAAGCCUUGAAAGCUUACGGCUACCUUGAAUGGGCCUUCAUCAAGACAGCAACAAAAAACAGUAAGGACAUCAGCACAACAGACAGAGGUAAGGAGCAAAGCAGACAGAAAAACGUGGUCAUCCCAUAUGUAGCUGGAAUUUCAGAGAAGCUCAGAAGGAUUUUCAACAAACAUCAAAUCCUUGUGUUUUUCAAACCUACAAAUACACUCAGAAAGAAACUUGUCUACCCCAAGGAUCCCACACCCAAACAUAAACAGAGCAAUAUUGUAAAUGCUAUCCAAUCCAAUGAGAACUGCACAGAUGUGUAUAUCAGUGAGACAAAACAACUACUUCACAAACAGAUGGCUCAACAGAGGAGGGCCAACUCCUCAGGUCAAGACUUAGCUGUAUAUCUAUACCUUAAGGACAAGGGACGCUCUUUUGAUGAUAACAAUAUGCACAUUUUGCACAGGGAGGACAGCUGUGGUGUGCUCUUCGUGCCGGAUGCUGGAGUCUUGGGAGACCCAGAGUCUCCCGGGGAACUACAUCUGCAUGAAGUGCUUCCGGCUGCACCUCCUUGA